AUGGGCAAAUAUAACCUCACGGCCCUCCGGGUUCGCCAAAUCGCUGUGGCACAGCAAUCCGCCGGCAAACUUCGUCAAACACCCAAAUGGCUUGAUAUAAUGCACGAUGUCCCCCCCACUGAGGUCCUGGUGCGGAACCGACCUCAACAACACCAAUUGGUUCGCCAGCGCCUGAAGACUGUUCCUGGCGCAUCGAGGCCGCAGGCCGUCUUCGAAGUCCAGGAGAAACGCAUCAAGCCGAAGAAGGCAAGCCGCAUGUUCCAGCCUGUCGAAAUCAAAUACGAGGAGGAUCAACUGCGCAAGGAAUUUUUCCGCGACCAUCCUUGGGAGCUUGCCCGACCCCGUGUGCUUGUCGAAAAGUCCGGCAAGGACUUUGAGAGAUAUAACUGGAGCCGGCUCCAGCAGCGGGGAAAGCACUUGGAUGGUGAGAGCGUUGUUCAGCGACAGCUUUGGCUCCUUAAUAAUGUCCCCGAUAUGACCAAGAGCGCCGCUUACGAUAUUGCACGCCGCGAGUUCUACCGCCUCCGUCUACAGGAAGACAUUGAACGACGUGUUGCUGCUGAGGAAGCCGAAGCUACUGGUGCUGUGUUCGGACCGACACGUCUACAGAUCGGUAUGGACCUCGAGAACAAGGAGUAUGAGCGUUGGAAGGAAUGGGCCAAGUUGCAGGCCCAGCUUUCGGACCAGAGAAUGGCUGCGUUCCUUGGGGCUCCGGAAGUCCAAGCUGCUGAGGAGCAAGAGACGAGCUUGGAUGAUGACGCCACGGAAAAGGUUGCGGUAGCAGCCUGA
This is a messenger RNA of Aspergillus niger, 789 nucleotides long. RefSeq names its product mitochondrial 37S ribosomal protein mS23. Gene Ontology annotation, molecular function: structural constituent of ribosome. The record is from RefSeq and is a predicted model, not a curated record. Gene Ontology annotation, cellular component: mitochondrial small ribosomal subunit. The transcript is spliced from 2 exons. The coding region runs from base 1 to 789 and encodes 262 amino acids. Lineage: Eukaryota; Fungi; Ascomycota; Eurotiomycetes; Eurotiales; Aspergillaceae.